Chelmon rostratus (copperband butterflyfish) is the source of this 4056-nucleotide messenger RNA. RefSeq names its product 3-hydroxyacyl-CoA dehydratase 3 (gene hacd3). The record is from RefSeq and is a predicted model, not a curated record. Gene Ontology annotation, cellular component: endoplasmic reticulum membrane. The coding region runs from base 1238 to 2308 and encodes 356 amino acids. NCBI's taxonomy places the organism in Eukaryota, Metazoa, Chordata, Actinopteri, Chaetodontiformes, Chaetodontidae. Gene Ontology annotation, biological process: sphingolipid biosynthetic process; fatty acid elongation; very long-chain fatty acid biosynthetic process. Gene Ontology annotation, molecular function: 3-hydroxyacyl-CoA dehydratase activity. The transcript is spliced from 11 exons.
UAGUUUAGUUUUCAAAGAACUGUGUCCUCAGAUGUGCACGACAACACUGGGCAUGAAAGUUUGACUGGAUUCGUCAGGACCUCUGCAUUUCUCUGGAGCAUAUCUCCUGUAUCCAGUAGUGUUUGGUAUUUUUGUUUAUUAACAUUUUAAUCUUCACUUCAUGAUACUGCUUUAUCAUGGUCAGAUACAUUCGUUGCUUUGUGUAAUUACCACAGGUUGAGCUUGUCUCUCUUUUGAAUGUUCCUUCCUAAUAUUAAGGACAGUUACAGUGCAAAAUUCUCUCAAUCGUGUUAGAUACAGUCUUGCCAUCGUCUUUAAUUUAUGCAUCGCUGAACAUUUCACACAAGUUUCACUUCUCUUUUUAGCUUCCCCGUUUACAUUCGGUUUAUGGUUUUCAUUAAUAUGCAGCUUUCGCCAUUGCUGAUGAGCAGACUGGAACCACUGUUUUGCUAGUUUAAUCCCCCUGUACUUUGUGAGGCUUUAAAAGAAAACGACUGUAUCUGAAAGUAAAAUAAGAGUACCGUACCUGAAUAAAAGGACCAUAACAACAAGAUUAUACCGUUGCGUUGCUGUUUUGUAUACAGCUGCCUAACAGCUGCUAACAGCUACAUCUCCACCUUGCGGUUACGACGCGUUCAUGUGCGCACUGCCAGGUAGAGAAGCAACAGUGUGUGGAGGUGCAUAGUCAUAUACUUAACGUGUAACUAACAGAGGCGGGCAGAAGAAAGGGCGAUUAUAGGCAGGCUGAGAUAAAAUAAAAGUUCAUAGUCACGAAGCAGCUCACCCCAGGGAGCUGAAGAAGCUCGGAUACCAAAAGAGGCAGUUUCAAGGCUGCAACACUUCCCGUCACGCCAACAAGAACACGAAAUGUCCCGUAAGAUUUCAACAAAUCAUUCUUUAGACAAGCAACGUCACUAUCUGUCUGCAUAUUAGUAUAUCACCAAGAAGAGGUCGGCACGGAGCUGGGGCGGUCCUGUGACCGCACCGCUUCCACUCAGCUAACUACUUCCGUAAAUAUUCAUCGCGAGCCAAUCAGAGAAGAGCACAACCAACGCUGUGUCUCCUGCACGAGCACGUCGAUACGCUGACAGAUGGCGAGCGCGCGCGCGCUUUCGCAGAAUAUUCUGGGGAUUUCUUUCUAGCCUUCCAGGACAGCUAGCAUGAAGCGAGGUGGCUUCAUUCAUUGUCCGCCCUUCCUGAUAUUUGCUUGAAACAAAGCUCUAGAAGAAACGGAACGAUGGUACUCACGCCGCUGGUUUACUGGGCUCAACGCCAUGAAGAAAUUUACCUACGAGUGGAGCUGACAGACGCUCAGAAUAUUGACGUCCAUGUGCAUGAAAAAGUGCUUCGGUUUAGAGCCCAGGGCCAUGGUGCAAAAGGACAAAAUGAAUACGAGUUCAGCUUGGAGUUUAUUUUGCCAGUAAAGGCAGAGGUGAGCCACAAGUCCACACAGCGGCAGGUGAAUAUUACAGUGCGGAAGGAGCAGCGAGGCUGGUGGGAAAGACUGGUGCAGGAGCGCAAACCAGUCUUCCUGGCACCUGACUUUGACCGCUGGCUGGACGAGUCAGACGCUGAGAUGGAGAUCCGGGAAAAGGAGGAGAAAAGGAACAGGCUAAAGGCUUCAAGGCAUAAAGAGCAAGGGUUUGUCAGCCUGAAAACUGGAUUUUUGUUUGUAUAUAACCUGGUGCAGUUUCUUGGUUUUUCAUGGAUCUUUUUCAACAUGACUGUACGUCUCUUUAUGUUCGGCAAAGAUUCCCUUUACGACACGUUUCACGCCAUCUCGGACGUGAUGUUCUUCUGCCAGAUCUUGGCAGCAGUAGAGGUCCUGAACGCGGCUUUUGGUGUAGUCCGGACAGGUGUUGCUCCAACUCUUAUACAGGUGGUUGGAAGGAAUUUUAUCCUCUUCAUCAUUUUUGGUAGUUUGGAGGAAAUGCACAACAAGCCAGUUGUGUUCUUUGUUUUCUAUCUGUGGAGUGCCAUUGAGAUUUUUAGGUAUCCAUUUUACAUGCUGGGCUGUUUCAACACAGAGUGGAAGGCUCUCACAUGGCUGCGAUAUACCGUCUGGAUACCACUGUACCCAUUAGGUGUUAUUGCUGAGGCUGUUGCUGUGAUUCAAUCCAUUCCCAUCUUUGACGAGACCAAACUCUUGAGCAUUCCUUUGCCAAAAGCCGUCGGUACCUCUAUCAGCUUCUCUUACUUCCUGCAUGUCUAUCUCAUUCUCAUGUUUCUGGGACUUUUUAUCAACUUCCGUCAUCUUUACAAGCAGAGGAAGAGGCGUUUCCGUACCAAGAAGAGGAAAGCAAAUUGAGAUCUUGCACCAACAGCACUCCUCAAACACCUUUGCUGCCUCCUUAUUUCUUCUUUUGAAAUGAUCCUUAUAAACAAUACGCCAGUAAUCAGUUCUACUUUUUGUUAUGAAGGUUUUCCCCCCACAGCCCUUUUCUCUCACUAAAAUAAUUUCCCGUCAGACGUCAGUCUUUUUUUUUUUGUAGAUUAGAUUGUAGAACAAGCUGUACUCUGUACAAAGCUUGAUGUGUUUGAUCAUGUGUUUCUUUUUCCUUUAAAUCUUGGUUGCUAAUUUGUGUAUGAGUGAAGAAAGCGGCAACAUUCUCAACAAGUACUGUAUCUGUUAUCAUUCCAGAUUUCUAAACUGUCCCACCAACCUCAGGGAAAAUUAUGCUGGCAACUGAUAAAACACAGAGCAUUUUGUGUCCCUUAUGCUCAAUAACACAGUAACCAGCUAUGAAGAAUUUUUAUUUAUAUCCCUCGUUAUGCUAUUUCAUGAUUUUGACAGUCACCCGAAUUUUAAAUGCCAACAAUAAGAGUAAUUUCCUAGGUCUCCUGUAAAUGUAAGGGUUUUUUGACAAUGAAUAAAAAGAAAACUUAAAUCUGGUCAAUUUGUGAAAAAGAUUCUACAAAGGAGCAUGUAAAAAAAUAUGUACACAUGAACACCUUACAAACACCUCAUGUACGUUUUGCCAUGUUUAGGCAGUGUCAGAGAAGGAGUGUAAGUUAUCAAUUUGCUUGAUUUGGGUUCCACAUACUGGUUCUUGAAGCAGCCCCUUUCACAAGUUCCUUAAAGAACGUUAGGAACACACAGGUCCUGUCUCCACCUUGGUCCACACAGGCUGAGGCUGCUAUAUUUCAGUCCAUUUUUACUCAUUCAGACAUAGCUCAGCUUGAGAAGUCAGUCUGCAUGGGAAUGAUGUUGUGCUCAAAAGCAGCAUACUGGGAGUCACCAGUGCUCGCCAGUUUAAGUUGCUUUGCAGCGUGGGAGAGCUGGAAAGCAGCAUCCGGGUGGGCCGAGUCUGGCAGCAGGGUGCACUCUCUCUCCAGCAGAUCGGCCACUCCCUUCAGGAGCUCCCAGAAACCGAAAGCCAAGGCAGCCUUCCUAAGACGGUUCAGUUCCUGACAGAUUCAAAUACAAAAUAGCAAUUUGAAUUUUAAAAAAUAUAAUUAUUUAUAGCCCAGAGCCAUUUUCAGAUAAAUUUACCUUAUAGAAAGUUUGAGUUUUAUCUGGCAGUUUCCUUGCAUUCCUCAGGAUCUUCUGCACAUCAGUCUGUAGAACAACAUAAAUAAUAAGUCAAUGGUGACCAGAAACAACCCUCAAAUAUUUUGAGUCGAAGCUCACAGUGUUAAAACUCAAGAAUAAUCAUCAUUGAAGAACUUCUUUAAAAUAAACACAUGGUAAAGGCUCUAACUGUAUAUCUCAGUCAGGCUCAUGCUGCAGUCAUGUCACAUUGGAUGGAUGGAUGAGAUGAGAAAGAUUUCCAUGUUUAAAACUUGUGAGGGUUCACAUCAUCAGGAUGUAGAGUUGGGUGCAAUUGGUGGUUAUUAUAGUAUGUACAUUUGUUCAUCUACAGUAUUGAAUUCAACCAUAUUAGUGUUAUUAAAAAGACAAAAAUUAAGUUUAUAUCAAGCUUCAUGUCUGUCAGGAAAUAACAUUUUGUGAAAUUAUAAUAACAAAUUUGUUCAACAAAAAGCUAUGUUUUUGUAUUCAUUUCUUAAAGUGUCAGUGUAACUGAUAAUGAUGAUAAUAAAUACAGUAAGUGGCAA